UAGCAGCCGCGUAGGAGAAGGAUUGAACGGCAACAACAAAUAUGGAGGUGCCUCUGUUUAACUUCACACCGGAGAGGUACUGGACGGAGGAGAAAGAGAGGGCGCUCAUAGCGUUUUUCUCCAAGCAUAGUUGUCUGUGGAACCACAAGUCAGAGAGCUACAAGAACCGACAGCUGCGAUGGAAGACCCUGGAACACCUGAGGAUCCUUCUGUCAGCUCACCCCCCACCUGUUACUUUCACAGUGGAAGACAUUAAGAACAAGUUUAAGAACCUUCGUACCACCUUUCAGCGUCAGUACAAAAUGGUGAAGGCGAACAAGGUGUGCAGAUCGGACGACGUGUUCCUGCCGCAGUGGAAGCACUACCAGCAGCUGAUGUUCCUGCAGGGCUGCUGGGACCAGGACGACGAUCAGCCACUCUCGCUGCUGACUGUUCCACAGGAGGAGAGCCAGCCAAUCCUCACCUCCCCGGGGCUGAACAUCUCCUUCCUCCCCACCCUGUCCACCUCUUCGUCCUCCUGCAUCCCCUCCAGCAUGAUGGUUAAAUGUUAUUGGACUGAAGAGAGGGAACGUGCACUAAUAGCUUUCUACUCUGAACAUAACUGUCUCUGGAACAAGAAGUCAGAAAACCACAACAACCGUCAGCUCAGACUAAGGCUGCUGGAGGCUCUGAGGAUGCAGCUGUCUGACCAUUCAGUGUCUUUCUCAGUUGAAGACAUGAAGUGCAAGUUCAAGAACCUUCGGACAGUUUUCAACCGUGAAUACAAGGCGGUCCAGGCUAGCAGGGUGUCUGACAAACCCUAUGUUUCCAAAUGGAAACACUAUCAGCAGCUGCUCUUCCUGUGCGAGUCCUGCGACGAAGACGACAGCCCAGAUGACCUACAGAUACUCAUGCCACAAGACGACAUGGAUCUGGAACAUGGAAACCAAACACCCUCUUCCACCCUGAGCAGCUUCUCCUCCAGCUCCGCCCAAAUCAACAACAUCAACUUCGAUAAACUCUCUGUUCCCUCCAGCGAUGCCAACACCAGCCCCGCAUACCAAAUCUUCCUCUCUGCGUCUCCAGAUAAUCUCAAACAAGCCAGCCAAACAACUGCUUCCACAUUCCCUGCCACUCCAUCGACUUCACUACCAGACACCAAACCUUGUAUAAACCCCUCCCCUCUAAAUUUUGCCGGUUCAGUUCAGCCUGACAGCAGACUGAGCACCAACUCCCGCUGUCACUGGAAUGAGGCCAAAGUUCAGCAGCUCAUAUCAUAUUACUCUGGGCACAGCUGUCUGUGGAACCACAAGUCAGAAAGCUACAGGAAUAGGCUGUUGAGACAGAGCCUGUUGGAGACGCUGAGCAGCCUCCUGUCUGACAAUGAGCCAGUCCCUUUCACAGUGGAAGACAUAAAGACAAAGUUCAGGAACCUGCGAACCAUCUUCCAACGAGAACACAAGGUGGUGAGCUCAAACAAAACAUGUGGUUCGGAGGACUUUUACCUUCCAAAGUGGAAACACUACCGCGAGCUGAUGUUCCUCUGUGACUCCUGCGAUGAGGACGAGCGACCAGAAGACCUCCACUUCCAUGAACCGCAUGAGUCCAGUCUCCUCCACCUGGACAGCCAUGCUCUUGCCAGCCAUUACUACAGCGCUAACCAAACUGCUACCAAACUGAACAUAACCUCAGGUAGCCUCAAAGCUCCUCCCUCGCCCACUCCCCCAGACUCACAGCACUCCUCCCCGUCCUCUUCCCCCUCUACAUCCUCCUCUUACACUGACAGCAGAGUGUCUGGACGCAAGCGAGCAAGCCGUCGUCUCAAGCCCCCCUCCAGCGAGGUGCUAGACAUCAUGAGGACGUUCUGUCAAAGCCAGAUGGUGUCAGCGCAUGCAGGGUUCCUAAAGUAUGUGGAGGAGUGUCUGAACGAGACGCCGCCAGACAAAGUGAAGAAACUGAAAAAGAAGAUAAUUGAGACGAUCCACAGCGUGUCAGAGGAGGUUUAAUGUUUCACAGUUUGUGGAGCUCAAAUCAGUCUCACCAAGGUUUUAUUUUUGUCUUAUUCCAAUAGCUUUCUAAUAGCUAUGAUACAAUUUUUCACCAGCUGUCAUCUCAUUCCAUUGGACCCUGUUAGAACCUGUAUGAGGUUCUAACAGGGUCAGCAUCUGUCUCCAAAACCUCUGCAAUCCACACAAUGAAGAGCAUGUUAUGAUAAAGCCCUCUACACAUAUUCGUGGGAGAAUUGCUUUAGCUAGCGUAAACUGUAGUUUACCUGUAGGGAGAGCAAAGACACCAGCCUGCCAAACAUUUCAGCAGCACUACCUUUGGAAUUUACACCCCACAGCUAAACUCUGUUUGGGCCAUCCACACGGAAACGUUUUUAUGUGCAAACGCACAUCUUUUGCAUCGUUUGGGCCGACCAUCCAAACGAAUCCUGUAAACGCACUGCCUGAAAACGCACUUUUUUGAAACCUGUCUCAGGGUGAAAAAAUUCGAAAACGGCUCUCGUUUAGCUUCGUUUGGACGGCAAAUACGAAUACGACCCCGUAUCGAUGAUGUCAUCGCCACACCCCUCGACCUCUUACCCGCACUAGUGCUGGUGCACGCCGGUCACACACGACUGUGGUGAAGCUAAGCGAGCAUAUCCCAUCUCCAUGGUCAAACCUGUUCACUUCAUCUAAAUACUUUGUCUCUGCUCCCUGACACUUCCCUCUGCCCUGCCGGUCCUGGAUUCUACACAAGAUAUAUUGCUAACGUUAUGUAGCCAACGUUAAACAUCGCCAAAGUAGCUGACCGCUAGAGCAGCGACGUAGCUAGCGUUAGCUGCUAUGGUUGUUUAUAAAGUGGAAGUAGACAAUUUAUUAAAUAGCUAGCUAAUCUGUCUGCUUAUCAGCUCCUUGAACGGAUUAUAGUAACUUUUACCACGGAUUAUUAUAGAAAGGCUACCGCCAGAAAACCGUAGAUUAUCAAAAAGACAUCAUUCAUGGAUCAUUGAUGUUUGUUUGACUGCCGACGGUAGCUAGCAGAGCUAACGUUAGCUCUGCUAGCUAGCGCGCUGCAAUCAUGUCCGAUGGCAGACAGAAUUGCCAAAUAAAAAGCAAUCCAACUGCAUAUUAUACAAUGUAAACAAAGACGUUUUCUUGCAGCGGCCUUUAUAAAAUGAGCAGUGGUGAAAGUUAUUAUAGUCCAUGGAUAUAUUAACAGAACGUUAGCCUAAGUAGUCAUGUUAUGAUGGGAAGUGGAAGUAACUAUGCUCUUCUUCUCCGUUUUUGGGUGAAUUUCUGUCGCAGAAACAGCGCCUGAUAGGAUGUGAUUCCUAUAGGCCUGGAAUAUGAAGUAGCGUAUUGAGUCAUUUACAAAUGGAUUCGUUUGGACGCAACUAUUCUUGAAACGAAUCCAGGGAAGACGGGUAAAAAAAAGAUCGUUUUGGUACGUGUGGACGUGGCCUUAGUUUUGACCUUGUGUGUCAGCGAUGUUUCAUUGUAAACCUAAUCAGAUGAAGGCUGUCCACAAUGUAACCUUAAUGCUACCCGUUAUGGACAAAAAGCUAAUUCCGUAUUUUAGAGCUCCCCGUAGUGUAAAACGCCACCAUAAAAUCACAACCCACUCUUUGUAGGAAGACUACAGCAUAGAUGAAUGUCAGCAGACAGGGCUACCAGGUGUGAAUGGGCAGAUCAUAAAGAAUGGCACUUAUCAACUACAAACACCACCUUCAAAUUACACUACAAUGUAUGCAGGAAUGUCAUUCACAAAAAUUACAUUUAGCCAUCUUUGCAUUAAUAGCAUAAAAAUAAUGGACAAACUUUAAAAAGAAGAAAAAUGAAGGGUCUGUCCCAAUCCAUCUAUAAAUUCAGGACUCUCCAGUUGUUCCAGCGGCACUCUGGCUGGCAGCAUUCCGGCCGUCCAUCACGCAUGCGCAAAAGAGGGCACACGCAGCACACUGGCGUACAGAAGUAAACAUGGAGGCCACUAAUGUCACUCGCAGUAGGCUGGCUUACGGGAGUAAUCAUUGAGACCGCAGCGCAUAAAGUUAGCUUCACUACUUCCAUGUCUACCCUUCACAAUAAAAGCCCAACUUAAAUUUGCUCACAGCAUUUUGCUAAGAGGCAACUCAAUAAAAUAGCUCACUAUGCUAACAACAUUUUUGUAAACACUAGAUAUCAAACAAAAAGCCAGACACUCUAUCAUAUUAAGUUGCUGUAAGCUGUAAUACCACUUAUAAGCAGAAGAUAAUGUCAUCUCCUGGGUAAGGCCUCUCUUACUCUGGGCAGCUGCUUCACCUUGGGUCCAGGUUCUGUAAGUGUACUAACUUAUAACACUUAACACAUUACCGCUGCCAAAAUACCUCCGCCAAAAUCCAUACUUUAAUGUUACUUUAUAACUUUAUAAGCCUGUUUUGAGAUUAACAGCUCUGCUAAAGUGUUAAAUUUGUUAACGAUAAUAAUAAUGAGACAAGUCAGCACAGCCAUCAUUUAACGCUGACUGUGGUGAUAUCAACAUGCAAUAUUGAUGAAAAAAACAAACUAAAAUGUAGUUUGCAAAAUAAAAAUUCAUUCUAGUUUCAUGCCUUUCACCUUUUCAUCCCCUCUGUCUGUCUGUCUCUCUCUCUCUCUCUCUCUCUCUCUCUCUCUCAAGCACAAACACACUCACAUCGCUGGCGCCACCUAUGUCCGUCUCUGUAUUCGGUCUGGUUCCGGUGUUUGAUUAAUGCAUAUUUUUGCGGAUUGGCUCUCAUAACAAGCAAGAGUAUUUAUUAUUAUUAUUAUUGAGAGGACUCGGAGUGACUGCAAAGCUGCAUUUUCAAUCAUUCAACCAGGGGUUAAAGUGGGCUGGAAACCAUCCAAGGAACUGCCCUCGGGCACUUUUGAUUAAGAAGUAAAUUAAUCUAAUUGGCAGUUCCAUACAUUCGAGUUUUAUACUGCACUGGUACAUGCCAUGAGUUCAUGAAUGUGGAUAGUUCACACAUCUGUAAUAACAGCAGAAUAUUUGGAGUGCUUAGUUCACAUGUCUAAUAACAGCAGGACAGUUGAAGUGCUUGGGUCCACAUAACUGUAAUAACAGCAGGACAGUUGAGUGUCUGUUAUCUAAAAUACUACAGUCAGUUUUGAAGUGAGGAUAACGUUGGUAGGCACCUGUGUUUUUCAUCAGAUAAUGAUAAGAGACUGUAUGUCAGAUAAAAUAAGUUUCACUAAAAUGACUUAUUAGUAUUGGCGAGACUGUUGUUCAAUAUAAUUAUUUAUUGGAAUGAAUGAUUUGGGCACUACUCGCAAAUACAGCAGAUGUUAGUAUUGGGAUGGACCCUAAAAGUAUACAGCCUGUGAGGCUGUAAUGCUCAUCACACACCAGAAAACUGUCGGAGGAAAGAAAAAAAGACUUUGCUGUUUUUAAGGCUCAAAUUCAGUGUAAACUGGUCUUUUUCUGCAUCAAGUGGUCAUUCUUGUUGCAUUUAGUUUGCUAGCAUGUUACAGUUCAGUCAUCCAGUAACAUGCUAACAGCAUAUACUAAUGUGACCAUAGGCAACGCAAAUGGGGCAAAAAAUGUGUUUUAAAUUUAACAUGCAUAAGUUAGCAUCUCAGUCAUAAUAGAGGCAUGAACCAAAGUGUUUGACAAGUGGACAUUUUUAUCUGUUGGUGGAAGAAGACAGGUCAGGAUCACCAAAACCACGUUGUUCGGGACCAUGUUGACUGACAUUUUUGUAUGGAUACCGCUUUUAAUGGUAAAACCACACCUGAAUUUCACCUAAAUUCAAUAGAUGACAUAUUCUUGAAGCACAACAGUAUUUUAAAAUAGGUUGUUGACUGUUUUUGCCAAAACUUCCUCCAGAGAGCCUUUCCAAAAAAUAAAAAAAAUAAAAAAUUCUUUUAACUUCAGCUUCAUUCCCUGUGCUCAAACUACAUGUUUGUCCUACUGUGUGGUUUUAAUGUCACGGUGAGUUUAUAUAAAUGCAUUUUUAAAGACAUGUUUUAAUAUUCAGGACUGUAUUUACAGUAAAAUGUUACAGAAUUUAGUCAUAAAAGAAUGUUACACUUUUGUUUUCUGAAGUGCUGAAAUUCAGAAAGGAUGAUCGAACAAAUGUCUGACCUGUAAUGUGACCCUUUCAUUUAUUAGUGUUAGCCCUUAUGUCACAAAACUAAUUUGGAAAUGUUGAGUUGGAAACCCUGCACUGUCAGUAGGAAAUGAUAACAUAUAAUGUAAAAUUGUAAUCAAACUUAACAUUGUAAUGUG
Molecule: messenger RNA, 6204 nt
Organism: Perca flavescens (yellow perch)
Lineage: Eukaryota; Metazoa; Chordata; Actinopteri; Perciformes; Percidae
Exons: 7
Coding region: 42-1985 (647 amino acids)
Source: RefSeq, a predicted model, not a curated record